AUGUCGGCCAAUGCAUAUUCGGAGCAAGCUGCCUCAUAUUUUGCCCUCCCACUGCCGUUGUGGCAGCAGCCUGUGAGCUACCGGACAGCCAAGUACGAACAUCUGAAGCAGCGAGGAAGACUUCGAAAGGAACAUGACGACGACAACGAAGAUUCGGACCAAGAGGGCAGUGAUGGAUAUGAAACAGACAGUGCGAUACAAAGCGAGCCUGAGUCGAGGGAUAAACAACAGAAGAAACGCCAGUCAAGCCCUAGAAUACCACUAGUCCUAUCUCCUGGAGAAGCACAUCAAUAUAGGAUCUCAGGGCUUCCAACGUAUCGUGAGUUGCCAGGUGGUAAAUUUCCCCAUAAAGCCGAUUUGGACGACCAUGAUUUCCUUGAUAGUGAUGAUGAAGCCGACAGUAACCAAGAUGGGGAAAACUCUUUGACCACAAAACGGAAGAGUGCUAAAUCUCUAAAUAAUAGGCAACGAAUAGAGGCUGAGCUAUCUCGAUUGAAUCCGCCAAUUUAUCUAGCAGGUGGUAACCCUGCAAAGAAAAAUACACUCCGGCUUCACCAUUUGAGCGUUGUGACUGCCAUCUUACAUCGUUGUCUAAUGGAAGGAGACUAUCUCCGUGCUGGGAGGGCGCUGGGUCUGAUUCUUCGAGAUAACUUCGGCGGACACCCGGUAGAUGUGAGGAACUCAGGGAGGUGGGCCACUGGAGCAGAGAUACUACUACAGACUGGCUCAAAUGCCAGUAAACCAGCAGAUGCGAGCAACAGGAACCAUGCAACUGACGGUGAUAGAGCAUGGUUUACAAGGGAAGGGUUUCAGCGAGCCAAGGAAUACUACGAAAGGUUGAUUAUCCAAUAUCAGUAUCGUAAGGCAGCGCCGAACGCGCUAAGUCCAUUACAUUUCUAUCCAGCCAUGUUUGGGUUAUGGAUAUCAGUAUCCCAAGAGGAGAGCCGCCUGGCUAGGGAAGCUGGGGAGCCGACUCGUAGCCCUGGUGCGUCUGUUGUCGACAGCAAUGAUUAUGCAGACCCUGAUACAAGAAUGGAGGAAUACACAGAGAGGGAUGAGAAGUCGUUGGAUGAUAAAAAGGCCACCAUUGACGCUUGUUUUAAAGAACUCAAAGAUGCUCAGCAGAUUGCAAGACAGAUGGAUGAUUUGCUCGUUUCUCCUCCUUUCUCGGAUAGCCACGAAUUGCUUAGGCUGCGUGGAAUGGUAUCUCAGUGGAUAGGUGACCUUUACCUAUCUUCAGUCUUACCUAAUGGCGACGAGUCUGGUUUGGCUGGUAUGAAGGAUGACGAUGAAGGCGAAGACAGUUUUCAGGAUGAUGGUGGUGGUAGUGGAAAUGCACAUCUGGAUGCCAAGAUACUGAGGAUCGAAAUCGAUGCGGCCAAGGAGAAAAGGCUUGCGGAGUUCGAGAAAGCAAAGUCAUUUUUCAACAAAGCGCAGGCUAGAUUUGAACGGAACCAAAGCUCUGUUGUUACCUUGUAA
Trichophyton rubrum CBS 118892 is the source of this 1479-nucleotide messenger RNA. RefSeq lists its product as uncharacterized. The record is from RefSeq and is a predicted model, not a curated record. Bases 1 to 1479 code for a protein of 492 amino acids. Gene Ontology annotation, biological process: nucleolar large rRNA transcription by RNA polymerase I; transcription initiation at RNA polymerase I promoter. Gene Ontology annotation, molecular function: RNA polymerase I general transcription initiation factor activity; TBP-class protein binding; RNA polymerase I core promoter sequence-specific DNA binding. Lineage: Eukaryota; Fungi; Ascomycota; Eurotiomycetes; Onygenales; Arthrodermataceae. Gene Ontology annotation, cellular component: RNA polymerase I core factor complex. The transcript has a single exon.